This is a messenger RNA of Theobroma umbraticum, 1431 nucleotides long. Its product is annotated as GDP-mannose 4,6 dehydratase 1. NCBI's taxonomy places the organism in Eukaryota, Viridiplantae, Streptophyta, Magnoliopsida, Malvales, Malvaceae. Gene Ontology annotation, molecular function: GDP-mannose 4,6-dehydratase activity. Gene Ontology annotation, biological process: 'de novo' GDP-L-fucose biosynthetic process. The record is from RefSeq and is a predicted model, not a curated record.
UCGCUUGAAAGCACUGAAAGCGCGUCUUCUUCCAUUGUUUUCCUUCUUUAGAAUACACCGUCAAUUUCCUUUUUCCCCUCAGAUUCGGAAAGAAAAUGGCAGCUGAAAAUGAUACUUCCAGAGCCGGAUCCGGAUCUGGAUCUGCUGCCAUUAACGGCGACGUGAGUGCUGACCGGAAGGUCGCUUUGAUCACUGGCAUCACGGGUCAAGAUGGUUCGUACCUGACCGAGUUCCUCCUCAACAAAGGCUACGAAGUCCACGGCUUGAUCCGCCGUUCUUCCAACUUCAAUACGCAGCGUAUUAACCACAUCUACAUCGAUCCGCACAACGCCCACAAGGCUCGGAUGAAGCUCCAUUACGCUGACCUCACCGACGCUUCCUCGCUUCGUCGCUGGCUCGACACUAUCCGGCCCGACGAGGUUUACAAUCUGGCUGCGCAAUCCCAUGUUGCAGUCUCUUUUGAAAUCCCUGAUUAUACUGCGGACGUGGUGGCCACGGGAGCCCUCCGAUUGUUGGAAGCCGUUAGAUCCCACAUAGCCGCCACGGGUCGGAGCCAUAUAAAGUAUUACCAAGCUGGAUCGUCGGAAAUGUUUGGAUCCACUCCUCCGCCGCAAUCUGAAAACACCCCAUUUCAUCCCAGAUCUCCAUACGCAGCUUCUAAAUGCGCUGCGCAUUGGUACACUGUGAAUUACAGGGAAGCUUACGGGCUUUUCGCCUGUAAUGGAAUUCUGUUCAAUCACGAGUCUCCGAGGAGAGGAGAGAAUUUCGUGACCCGGAAAAUUACUCGGGCCGUUGGGAGAAUUAAGAUUGGGUUGCAAAGCAAGUUGUUUUUGGGGAAUCUGCAAGCAUCGAGGGAUUGGGGUUUUGCUGGGGAUUAUGUGGAAGCCAUGUGGAUGAUGCUGCAACAGGAGAAGCCAGACGAUUACGUGGUGGCUACGGAGGAGUCGCACACGGUGGAAGAAUUUUUGGAAGUGGCAUUCGGGUAUGUUGGGUUGAAUUGGAAAGAUCACGUUGUGAUUGAUAAGAGGUAUUUCAGACCUGCUGAAGUGGAUAAUUUGAAAGGUGAUUCAAGCAAGGCAAGGAAGGUUCUUGGCUGGAAGCCAAGAGUUGGGUUUGAGCAAUUGGUGAAGAUGAUGGUUGAUGAAGAUAUUGAGUUGGCUAAGAGAGAGAAAGUGUUGGUUGAUGCUGGUUAUAUGGAUGCCCAGCAACAACCUUAAUUUAUAGCCUUUAAAAAUUUUCUGAUUGGAUGGUUCUCUAGAGCUUAUAUAGUUGGGUUUAAGAAGAGGGUAUUUAUUUGAUGUUUAAUUUAAUUUAAGUUUUUCCUUUCUUUUUAAAAGUUUUAUGUUGUUUGAUUCAUUUAUCCAGGAAGUUCAUAAGGAUGUAACUCUGAAUUUUCAUUUUGAGUAAGGAAAGCCUGAAAUUUGCAGUUAA